This is a messenger RNA of Pyrus x bretschneideri (Chinese white pear), 2733 nucleotides long. Its product is annotated as AP2-like ethylene-responsive transcription factor ANT. Gene Ontology annotation, biological process: regulation of DNA-templated transcription. NCBI's taxonomy places the organism in Eukaryota, Viridiplantae, Streptophyta, Magnoliopsida, Rosales, Rosaceae. Bases 583 to 2544 code for a protein of 653 amino acids. The record is from RefSeq and is a predicted model, not a curated record. The transcript is spliced from 9 exons. Gene Ontology annotation, molecular function: DNA binding; DNA-binding transcription factor activity.
GUGAGAGAGAUUAUUAAAAAAAAAAUUGAGAAUAAUAAUUUCUGGGUUUUAUUUAGUGUAGUUUUUCUGGGUUUAUUUGGGUAAUUAAUGAGGAAAAGUAAGAGGGUUUUAUGAUAAUAUCGGAUCUGGGCUUUUGGUAGGGUUUAAGAGGAAAAGAAAAGUCGUGGUCUUUCUCACAUACACAGAUCCCUAUGGGAUAUAUGCUGCGGAUGCCCUCCAGCAUUUUGCUUUGCUUGCCGAAGCUUUAAAUAUAUUUAUAUUCUCUUUGUUUAGUUUCAAGAGACCACAGGUUCUUCUGUCUUUAGAGAGAGAGAGAGAGAGAGAGAGAGAGAGAGAGGAUCUUAUUAUAUAUGUGAGUGCAUAGAAGGGAGAGUUUCGAAGUUAGUUUUUCUUGGUGGAAGUUCAGAAGCUACGAGCUAGAGAACAAAAAACCAAGUUUUUUCUUUUUCUUAUGGGGAGGGAAGGAGAUUUUUGACAUGAUUAGAUUAUUUGCUGUCAAUGAUUGAGUAGAUUUUAGAAGCAAGAAGUUGAAAUCCAAAACCCCAAAAAAAAAGGAAGAGAGAGAAAGAAAGAAAGAGGAAGAUGAAGUCCAUGAAUGAUCAUAACAAUAACAACAAUGGUAGCAGUAACAGUAACAAUAACAACUGGUUUGGUUUUUCACUCUUACCCCACAUGAAAAUGGAGGAUGCUUCUUCUUCUUCCUGCUCAGCUGCCCUCCCAAGCAACAACAGCAGCUUCUACAACCUCAGCAGCUCUGGGCUCGGCUGCUAUGGAGUUGGAGAUAAUGGUAAUUUUCACUACUCUCCUCUCUCUGUAAUGCCUCUCAAAUCAGAUGGCUCUCUCUGCAUCAUGGAAGCUCUCGGAAGGUCACAAACAGAAGGAAUAAUGCCCAACACAUCCCCAAAACUGGAGGACUUUCUAGGAGGAGCAGCUCAUGAUUAUGUGAGUGAGGAGAGAGAAGCCAUGGCUCUGAGCUUAGACAGCUACUACAAUGCAGCGGCAGAGCAGCAGCAGCAGCAGAAUCAUCACAUUCCUGUCCAUUCCAAUUCCUACUACUCUGGAAUCCCAAUCCAAGGAAUCUACCAUAACCAGUUGGAGGAAGAACAUUCUAAGAAUACCCAAAUGACUCAAAUGCCAGAGGACUUGAAAACCUGCUGGGUUUCCAGGCAGUACUCUGCACACCCAGCUCUGGAGCACCACCACAUGAACAAUGUAACCAUGGUUGUUGAGAAUGGCGGUUCUGGGUCCGUUCAUGGAGGCAUGAACCGUGGCGAUUUGCAGUCGCUGACACUGUCCAUGAGCCCUGGAUCACAGACAAGCUGUGUGACGGCUCCAAAGCAGAUCUCUCCCACUCAGACAGAAUGUGCAGUGGCAGCCAUUGAAACAAAGAAGAGGGGCUGCGGAAAGCUUGGCCAGAAGCAGCCUGUUCACAGGAAGUCCAUUGACACAUUUGGGCAGAGAACCUCACAGUUUAGAGGUGUCACAAGGCAUAGAUGGACUGGAAGAUACGAGGCACAUCUGUGGGACAACAGCUGUAAGAAGGAAGGGCAAACCAGAAAAGGAAGGCAAGUUUAUCUUGGAGGUUAUGAUAUGGAGGAGAAAGCUGCUAGAGCAUAUGAUCUUGCUGCUCUUAAGUACUGGGGUUCUGCAACUCAUAUAAACUUUCCGUUGGACAAUUACACUGCACAACUUGAAGAGAUGAAGAAUAUGAGCCGGCAGGAAUAUGUUGCGCAUCUGAGAAGGAAAAGCAGUGGAUUUUCGAGAGGGGCUUCAAUGUACCGAGGCGUGACAAGACAUCACCAGCAUGGGCGAUGGCAAGCUAGGAUUGGCAGGGUUGCUGGAAACAAGGAUCUUUAUCUUGGAACUUUUGGCACCCAAGAGGAAGCUGCAGAAGCUUAUGACAUAGCAGCAAUCAAGUUCCGUGGCGCAAAUGCGGUCACCAACUUUGACAUUACCAAGUAUGAUGUCGAAAAAAUCAUGUCCAGCAAUACCCUACUUGCCGGAGAGUUUGCUAGGCGCACCAAGGUGAUCGAACCUAACAUCCUGGCCAUUGAGCAUAACCCACCAACACAGAACAAUGUUGAAGCCAAUCAAACCGAAAUCAACAAUGGGAAUAGCCUAGACUGGAAGAUGGCAUUGUACCAAUCUGCUGCACAGCAACAAGCAAACAGUUGUGCUCAAACAGUUGAUCAGAAAUCAAUCGGCUCAGGGAGCUAUAGAAACCCUUCCUUCUCAAUGGCAUUGGAGGAUUAUAUUGGAGUUGAAUCAGUGCACUCAAAUCAGACACUGAUGGAUGAAUCAGCUAGGGUUGGAGCUCACUUUUCGAAUCCAUCGUCGUUGGUUACAAGUUUGGGCAGCUCCAGAGAAGGAAGCCCUGAUAAAUCUGGCUCCAACAUGCUGUUUGCAAAACCUCCAUUGGCAUCAAAGUUUAUCAGUCCAACUGCCGCUGCAGCUGUUGGCUCCUGGUUCCCAUCAGCACAGCUGAGGCCGCCAGCUGUCUCCAUGUCUCAGUUGCCUCUCUUUGCUGCCUGGAAUGAGACCUAGAAAGCUCUGAUGUGUUCUGCUGAAAUGUCUUAGAAGUUGUUUGCAUGAACUAGGAAAAAUGGGAAGAAAUUAGUUAUGUUUAGGGAGGGAAAAAGAUAAAGUUGAUUAUGUUUAGGGUAAGUAAUUAGUGGAGGAAAUUCUGGAUUAAUCAAAAAGACAAUUGUGGGCCUUGGGUUCCACUUUUCUGUC